Cebus imitator (Panamanian white-faced capuchin) is the source of this 3223-nucleotide messenger RNA. RefSeq names its product catsper channel auxiliary subunit epsilon (gene CATSPERE). The record is from RefSeq and is a predicted model, not a curated record. Gene Ontology annotation, biological process: sperm capacitation; flagellated sperm motility. Gene Ontology annotation, cellular component: CatSper complex; sperm principal piece. NCBI's taxonomy places the organism in Eukaryota, Metazoa, Chordata, Mammalia, Primates, Cebidae. The transcript has 22 exons. The coding region runs from base 79 to 2946 and encodes 955 amino acids.
CCCGGCGCACGCGCGCGGGGAAGGCGCGAGGCCUGGACGGAAGUGGCCCAGGCGGUUGGCGGAGGCCGAGCAGGCGCCAUGUCAGCCCGGGGGGUGGCAGUGCUGCUGUCGUGGCUGAGCUGCUGUGGCUUGGCCGUUUGGAGGUAUUAUAGUAAGAGUCCCGACUAUCGAAUUUUUAGUACCAGAAGUAUUAUUGGGUUAGAGUAUGAUGGAACAUCAUUUACUGAGUGGAGUGUGCCAGAAACUUGUAAUGUGAUAGAUAAAAGAUUCCCCGUGACAGAAUUGCGUUGUCCUUCACCUGGUGUUUAUGCUGUAAAACCAAUUGUUGUGGGCUCAGAAGAAGAAGAACGCUAUUUAUUUGUGGCCAGUUCUCAUAUUUGCUUUCUGUGGUACUAUAGAGUUAGACAUUUCUUUAACAACUUAACCCAGUCUAUCAUCGUGUGGGCAUAUGAUCCAGAAAAUGCAGUUGCUGAAGAGUUGGACGGGAGUGCAGAAGAACCUUCAAUAAAUUCCGAAGUACUCAGCACACAGAUGGCCACACUGGGGCAGAAGCCUACCAUAUAUACAAUUCUGAAGAGAAAAGUUUAUUUAUCAAAUGAGAAAAUGAAAAAAGGGACCUGGAAUAUUGAGAUACCAAUGACAAUAGAAGAUGCGCUAAAGGAGAUUAGAGGAAACCAAGUGAUUUUUCAAGAUUGCUUUAUUGCAGAUUUUCUUAUUCUGUUGACUUUUCCUAUGUUAACUAUACCAGAAAUUCCUGGUUAUUUACCAAUCUCUUCACCCCCUGGUAGUCAACUAAUUGCUUUCCGUGAUACUUGUAUUUUUGCAUGUGUUGUUUUGGUAACUGACAGGGAGACCUUUCAAACAAAUGAUUCAUUCCGUACUUGGACCAGAGUCAGAGUGCCUCCAGACAUUCUGAGUGAUGAUGAAAGACAGAAUGUAACUGAUGUGAUUUUAUCACGAGAUGGAGUAAUUUUUUAUAUAAAUGGUGUUCUUUACCUAAAAAGUUUUCGUGGAUUUAUAAAAAUGGGAAGAACUAUAAAUCUUCCUGAUGAUGGAAUUGCUGGCAUUUCAUCAAGAAAAUGGUGUUGGGUCAAAUAUUUAUUCAAGGCUGAAGGAAGAAGAAGCAACUUGGCAGUCUGGACAGAAAAUGAAAUUUACCUCGGAUAUAUUCUUUUUAAAUUUGCCAGAUUAGUAACUACCACAGAACUGAAAAAUAUCCUAAAUCUACCAGUAACUGCUACUGUGACUAUCCACUCUGUUCAGUAUACAGGACACCCUCUGGAGAUUGCCGUUUUUUUAAAUUAUUGCAUUGUGUGUACCAUCACCAAAAAGAUUUUCUUAGUGAUAUAUAAUGAAGAUACGAAACAGUGGAUUUCCCAAGACCUUACAUUAGAUGCCCCUAUUGACAGUGUUUUCAUUCCACAUUUUAUGUUUUCAGCACUGCCAGAAUUAAUACUAUGGGACAAGCAUAGUAUCUACUAUUAUUUCAAUAAUUUCACCUUUACUGGGAUUUUGCAGACACCUGCAGGACAUGGAAAUCUAUCAAUGCUAUCAAAUGGCAGCAUUAUUCAUGAAGUUUUAAUAGAUUAUUUUGGAAAUAUUUUGGUAAAAAUGGAAAAUAAUGUAAUGUUUUAUUCCAAGAUUAAUAUUGGAGAUGCAAUAAAGCUGCAUUUAUGGACAAGCAACACAACAAAAGCAUGGAUUUUCUUAAAUACAUCUGGUCAUACAUACUUCCUGUAUGCUUUUGACGAUGACGUAAUACAAACACAGGACUAUCCCUUACAUCUGGAAGCAAAAAGUGUAACUUUCAAGGCAAAAGACAAAUGCCCAUACAUGGCAUUUCAUAAUAAUAUUGCUCAUCUUCUUUACUUUUUGGACAAGGGAGAGGCUCUGACAGUUUGGACUCAAAUAGUGUAUCCAGAAAAUAACGGCCUAUAUGUUAUUAUGGAAUCCUAUGGCCCAAAAAUAUUAGAAGUGAGACAUAACAUUUCCUUUGAAGUUGCCUUUGGAUACUGCACCAAAACUCUGUUACUAACGUUUUAUCAGAAGAUAAAUUAUGAAGGAACAGAUGAUUACUUUGGAAUGCAUAAGGUUGCAGCUAGGCUACCUGAAGGAAGACAGCCCACCUGGAAUUCUGUGUUAAGGCAUUCCUAUGGCUAUCAUUACAGCCUGGAAGUGUUCCAAAUAGCUGUUGGCUGUGAUAAUAAAAAAUUCAUUGCAGUUAAGGGAUUUAGUAAAAAAGGAUGUCCUCGCCAUGAUUUUUCUUACGUGAUUGAAAAGUCAUAUCUGAGGCAUCCACUGUCUAAAAACUUGAAAGUAAGGUAUAAUUGGAAAGAAUAUGGCUGCCCCCUGAGGCUUGAGUUCACAGAAAAGUUUCACCCUUUGGUUCAAUUAUUUGAUGAUAACGGCUAUGUUAAAGACGUUGAAGCAAAUUUCAUAGUGUGGGAAAUACACGGCAGGGCUGACUAUAGCUUUAAUAACACCAUGGCGCAGAGCGGUUGUUUACAUACAGCACAGACAUGGAACUCAAUGAUUAAACUUAACGAGCACCUCCCGUUAGAAGAAGUCUGGGGACCUGAGAACUAUAAACACUGUUUUUCUUAUGGCAUUGGAAAACCAGGAGACUUAAAUCAACCAUACGAGAUUAUCAACAGUUCUAACAGGAACCACAUAUUUUGGCCCAUGGGCCAUUCUGGAAUGUAUGUAUUUCGUCUGAAGAUCCUGGAUCCAAACUAUAGUUUCUGUAAUCUAACAGCUACAUUUGCAAUAGAAACGUUUGGACAGAUUCCCAGUUCAAGUGUCUACCUGGUAGCUUCUUUCCUCUUUGUCCUGAUGCUACUGUUCUUCACUAUCCUCAUUUUGAGCUACUUUUGGUACAUGAGGAUUUAUAGACGAUAUAUUAAUGAACCACUUCACAAAGCUCCAAGAAAACAUAAGACGAAUUAGGAAAACUGAAAGUUUGUUUAUUACGGAUCUAUGUAUGUAGCGGGACAGUGUAUUAUAUGCCUAUAUUGAGAGUGUGGGUUUGACCAAGAAAUACUAAAUAUAAGCUCAUAGGAGGCAUCACCAAAUUCAAGAUCUGAAAAAUAUUCUUGAACUAUCUCCAAAAUAGAAAUAUUUGCAUAUAUAUAUAUUGUGUUAUUAAAUUAAUCCUUUAUGUGUUUGCCUUCAUUUUAAAGGUAUUCUAUGUACUCUUACAUGGCAUGAAAAAAUAAACUAAAUU